This is a messenger RNA of Corythoichthys intestinalis (scribbled pipefish), 2991 nucleotides long. RefSeq names its product nuclear cap binding subunit 3 (gene ncbp3). Gene Ontology annotation, cellular component: nucleus. Bases 81 to 2075 code for a protein of 664 amino acids. NCBI's taxonomy places the organism in Eukaryota, Metazoa, Chordata, Actinopteri, Syngnathiformes, Syngnathidae. The record is from RefSeq and is a predicted model, not a curated record. The transcript is spliced from 13 exons. Gene Ontology annotation, molecular function: RNA 7-methylguanosine cap binding; mRNA binding.
UAUUCAUGUGACAUCAUGUGCACGAGCCAACCACAGGCUAGCAGGAGGCCGUUGUUCGUUUGGUUUGCAGCAGCAGCGUCAUGGCGGCAGCGCGCAGCUUGCGCUUGUCAGUGAAAUCGGACAGCGGCUCCGACCGCUCCGACUCAGAGUCCGAUUCAGAGUCCGACAGAGGGGCGCGCGAGGCCGAACCCAUGGAGGUGGAGGAGGGCGAACUGGAUGCAGAGGACGUCUCCGUUAACCGCUCCCUAAAGGAGCUGCUACCGGAUACGAGCAGGCGCUACGAAAACAAAGCGGGAGCCUUCAUCACUGGGAUUGACGUUAAUUCAAAGGAGGCCAUCGAGAGGAAAGAAAAGCGAGCCAGGCGUUUCCAUUUCCAUGGGGAGCCCUGCACUACUCAGCGCGACAUCUUUCUGGAUAAAGAUGCCGUCAAGAAUGCCAUUCCCAGAGUGCGCAUGGAGGCUGUCCACAUCACGGGCGUGGACGACAUGAGCACCCAGGAUGUUUUUGCCUAUUUUAAGGAAUAUCCCCCCGCACACAUUGAAUGGAUCGACGACACAUCCUGCAACGUGGUCUGGCUGGAUGACAACACGGCCAUCAGAGCCUUCAUCAACACCAGCCGCAUGCCCGACCCGCACGAUGUCGUCACAGAUACGGAGCGCGACGCCCGGCCAGGCGAACCCGACAAAGGUCGUCUUAGCCGAGAGACGGACGACGACGAAGAAGAGGGGGAGGUGGAUGAAGAGACGAAGGAGAGCGAAAAAGACUGCCACAGAGAAGAGGAGCACUCUGCCCAGGCGGAGGCUGGCCAGGGGGACAACCUAUCACUGGCUGAGAGAGAGUCGCUUCUGCGGAAUGACCUGCGUCCUGCCAUCAAAGCCUUCAAAGGAAACAAGAUCCUUUUACGCUUUGCCACUCAAGACGACAAGAAGGAGCUGGGUGCCGCUCGCCGCAGUCGCUACUACAUGAAAUACGGAAACCCAAACUACGGCGGCAUGAAGGGGAUCCUCAGCAACUCUUGGAAAAGGAGAUUUCACAACCGACGGAUCCAGCGAGAUGUUAUCAAGAGCAAGAAGCCUCUCAUCGGAGACAGCCUGGGACACACACCGCCAUACACGCACCGUCACUCCGCAGACUUGGUCAACCUACCCGAGGAGCCUAUCAAGGAAGAAGAAGAAGAAGAAGAAGAGGACGAGGACUACGGCGACGAAGACAUGGACUCGGAAGACCGAGUGGUGGAAUUCAAAGAGAAAGCAGACAAGAGUGCCCCGUUCUCCCGGCCCCGUGGUGGUCCGGCGCGCUCACCGUCUCCCUGGUCAGAGUCGGACGAGAUGGACUAUGACCUGGAGUUAAAGAUGAUAUCUACGCCAUCUCCCAAGAAGAGCAAAAAAAUGACAAUGUAUGCUGACGAGCUGGAGGGGCAGCUGAAAAGCAUCAGGAACAGGGUGGGAGAGUCUGCGUCCCAAAGCCGGCCCAAGUCCCCGUCGCCAAAGAAGGUGACCGACGUUCGGCAGCUGCUCUUGGAGAAGAGACAGGGGCUGUUUCAGCACAGACUGCCAGAGGUCAACAGUGGCAGGACAGACGUUCGACAGCGGCUCGGGAAGAGGCGCUACUCCCCAGACAGGGGGCGUUCCUCCUCCCCCGUCUCACCCAGAGACAUGCCUACUCCCGCCAGAGAACCACUAAGUGACGUGCACAGUCGACUCGGUGUCGUGAGCCGCGACAGGGGCACCUCAUCCAAGUCGUCCCAGGACAGAAAGACAAGCAGCCUGUGGAGCCGACUGGGUGAGAAAGAGGAAAAAUUGGGAAGUCGCGAGCGUGGGUCAAGCGGCGGCUCGUCAGGAACGUUCUCGUCCUCGAGUCGGCGUAGCAGGAGACGGCGGGAGAAGAGAGCGGAGGAAGGUGGCGGUAGCGGGCGGGAGGAAGAGGACGACUCCACCCUACAGAAGGUGUGGGGCGCCAUCAUCAAGCAGAAACAGGAGCGCCUCAGCCACAAGAUGAAGAAGAGCCGGCUGGACAACCUGCCAUCGCUGCAGAUCGAGAUCAGCCGAGACAGCAGCGAGGACUCCGACGCUUGAAAUCAAACUUGUCGGUCGGGAUUUCCUUUCCUCUGUCAAUCCUGUCCAUAGCCGGAUAGCUAACGGAGUCUACACGGCACGUGCUUAGAUACCUGAUGCCCUGGCUUUUUUUGUGUCAAAUAGAACAUCCAUUAUUUCCUUUGGAAGACAUUCAUCUUUGCUUUUUUAUUUUUAAUUUGAUUUCCUUUUUGAAGAACUUUGUACAGGUAACAUGGAAAAAAAAAACAGGACCAUUCCCCAGCUGUGUUUUAUGAUGACAGGAGAUGAAUUCGCAAAUUUAAGCGCCACGCCAAUGAUCUUGAAUGGGACCUAAUCUUCCAUGUUUCAAUCGUUUACUCAUUGGCUGCCAUGAUAUCCCAGCCAUUUGAACAGGGAGUCCAAAUGGAUUAGAUGUUUAUUGCCGUCAAUGGCAGCCAAUGACUAGUGAUUUGAGUGCGGAACAGCAAUGAGGUCAGUUGUCAAACUAAUAAAUAUAGUCUUCUAGUGGUCUGCCACGCAAUUCAAAAAAACAAAUAAAACCUCAACCUAUAUGCUAUUCUGUUGAAGAAUUCUGCAAAAUGUUUCACUCACAAUACUCAUUUUUAUAUUUAGAUGUUAUAAGUUCCCAAACUCUGAGCUAGUAAUUUGGUUUGUACACAUUCUAACUGCUUCAUGAUGUGCUGAAUUGCACAAAUGAGGCUUUUGUGUACAAAUUGGCUUCACAAAACAUUUCUAGGAAUUGAAACUUGGAAUGGGAGAGGUUUGUUGGCAAUGGGAAUCUUGGAAUGUGGGGCUUGCCAUUUAAACAUGCCCUCUAAAAUAUUGAGGGGAAAGUGCAGACUGCAGUUAAGGACUGCUUCUACUUUGAACAUGAGUAGAUGCGUCCACCUGAAAUAAAACUUGUUUUUUUUUUUGGUUCCAAGACUCAGUUGUGCUU